Messenger RNA from Cervus elaphus (red deer), 2028 nucleotides. It is a transcript of the gene GOLGA7, whose product is annotated as golgin A7. The record is from RefSeq and is a predicted model, not a curated record. Gene Ontology annotation, biological process: protein targeting to membrane; Golgi to plasma membrane protein transport; peptidyl-L-cysteine S-palmitoylation. The transcript is spliced from 5 exons. Bases 143 to 601 code for a protein of 152 amino acids. Gene Ontology annotation, cellular component: Golgi stack; palmitoyltransferase complex. Lineage: Eukaryota; Metazoa; Chordata; Mammalia; Artiodactyla; Cervidae.
GGGCCUGGGCCGGGGAGGGAGCUGAAGGGCCGUGGUUCCAGCAUGGGUGAAGGGGAGUGGGGCCGGGGGGUCUUGGGCCGCUCUGGGCGCUGGGUGGGUCUGCGGGGCUGGCGGGCCGUGGUCCUGGGUCCAGGCCGGGGGUAUGACCGUGGUUGGUGUCCCCCGAACCCGCAGCGCGGCCCGUCCUGUCCUCGCCAUGAGGCCGCAGCAGGCGCCGGUGUCCGGGAAGGUCUUCAUUCAGCGAGACUACAGCAGUGGCACCCGCUGCCAGUUCCAGACCAAGUUCCCCGCGGAGCUGGAGAACCGGAUUGAUCGGCAGCAAUUUGAAGAAACAGUUCGGACCCUAAAUAACCUUUAUGCCGAGGCCGAGAAGCUCGGGGGCCAGUCGUAUCUGGAAGGCUGCCUGGCUUGUCUAACAGCGUACACCAUCUUCUUGUGCAUGGAAACUCACUAUGAGAAGGUCCUGAAGAAAGUCUCCAAAUACAUCCAGGAGCAGAAUGAGAAGAUCUACGCCCCCCAAGGCCUCCUCCUGACAGAUCCCAUCGAGAGAGGACUGCGAGUUUUUAGAUUGAAAUUACCAUUUAUGAAGACAGAGGCAUGAGCAGUGGAAGAUAAACCAUAGAAUUAAAGAUCCCACCUCCAGCUGGGACCCUCACCUGUCCACCGGCCGACCGCAGAGUGUCCCCCCUACCUCCUCUCCAGAGCAUCAUUCCUUCGUAUCUGCUGCCAGAGCCACGGUGCCAUUCACUCCAAGGACUGACUUUCUAAAAUUCCGCACCUGGAGUGACCUCUAGUCGCUCAGCAUCCACUUUGUGUCUCCAAAUCGUGUAGGACUCUGCAAUCUUUUGAUCAGUUUCUGAGAAAACGCGGUGAAGCAUUUCACUUUUUUCAUUCAAAGCUAUUAAAAAAUAUGCAGUUGGUCAGCCCCACACAGUUUAUUUCUGACCUGCCACCAGUACCAGUCAUUCUCAUCAUUCCUCGGGCUUCAGCAAGUCACUUCCUAGCCAAUGUUCAGUCUUACUCCCCCCAGAUUCGUGAAAUGCUUUUCUCCAGGAUUUUGGUGAAGGGUGGGCUGGGUCUGGUUUUGCUAACACAUCGCCCAGAUUUCAGAGAACUACCAGUUUUGCUGUGACUCAAAGCUUAAAGAUCUAGUUCUGCUGUUUAAUUUCCCAAACUGAAGCUCAUUGGAAAAAUAAUGUAUUAUGUUACUUGUUUUAUUACAGCAAUUUCCUAAUUAAAGCAGUAUUUAAUGCAUUUUCCAGGUUUGGUUUUUUUUUUUUUUUUUUUAGAAUUCUAUUAUUACUGCAUCACCUUGAACAUUGGGAAGAUGUGGUAUGUGUAGCUUGUUCCUUAUAAAAAUAAGUAAGCACAAUAAAGUGGAUGCUAAACCAUCAAACUCAAAUGUCCCUGCUGUGUCCCUGAAUGUGUAAUGAGCAAGUGUAAUAAAUAUUUUAAUUAUAGUUUUGUUAUAAAUGUAACUUAAGAGAAAAAAAAAUUUGAUAGGAAUAAUACUGUAUAUUGCUAAUUUUUAACUAUCCCUACUGGCAGUCCUUAUGAUCCAUAGACUUUAUCAUAUACAGUAUUCCGUGCACAGAAACAUGUAUGGUUGGUUCAAGUUCAGUAAGAUAAGUGAUUUCCAGCUAAAACUGUCGAGUUCUGAGUCACUGUUUGGAGUUCUUUUUUUGGCUGUAUGUUCUCAGCAUUGGGACUUCCCAUACCCUUCACCAUUGGGGUUUGAGAGCACUGUUUUGGGGAGAAGGAUAAGACAUGUAUUAGGAGAGAAUGAAACAGUUAAAAGUUUUACUUUCAGAGAUGUUGUAGGUGCUAAUACUGGAUUUAACCUUUCAGAUUUAAUUUCUUUUAUGAGUCUGUUAGUUAUUCAGUAAAUCCCAUAGUUCUAUGUAAUAUUUUAAUUGUAUAACUUGUUACUUUAUAAUAGCCUAUAAUAGUGUGUCUGUCUGCCUUUUCAACCCGUUGCAAUAACUUUGCUGAAAUAUUAACACAUUAGUAAAACUUUUCUUAAACAAA